UUGGGUAUGGGGCAGUAUUUUCACGUCUGGAUGAAAAGCGUACUCAAUGUAAAUAGCCUGUUACUCAACUAGGAUAUAAAGUUUCUACAACUGUUAAAAUUAUGUCUGUGAGUAUAACAGAACUGAUAUGGUAGGCGAAACCCAGAGGACGAACCAUCCCAAGAAAAUAAAAAGUCAGCCUACCACUGUUUUCAAUGGCUGUCAUUUUCAUUAUAAGGCGAAAUCCUCCCAGAUUGCAGUUCCUAGUGUCAGGACCCGGUUUCGAACCUGGGUCUCCGGAGUGAGAAACAGUCACUUAACCAACUGAGCCACGAAUAGUCAGCAGAACCCAGAAGAUGAGGCAGACACAGCAGUACUUAAGACGGUGUAUUUAAUAAAGAAAAAAACCUAAAAUACAAAAAAUGGCAAAUCCAAAAGGUGGUAGGAAAAACACAAAAAGACCUCAAAAGAAACUCACCAAAAAAUAAACAAAAACAAAAAAACAGAAUACCACAAGAACUUCACCCGGAAUCGACAAGAGCACACAGAACACUAGGGCAGGGUGCUAACAUACAAACACAGAGCACAGAACUGAGGGAAACAAAGGGUUUAAAUACAAUUAGGGGAAACAAGACACAGGUGCAAACAAUAAUGGGGAUCAAGGGAAAAACACAGGGACAAAAAGCACAAUGGGGACAUCUACUGACAAAAACCCGGAACAACCCUGGCCAAAUCCUGACACCUAGGACUUCCUCUAGAUGUCAAUUGUCUUUAGAAAGAGUUUCAUGCUAGUUUUUGGAAAAAUUAGCCCGAAAUGGUAGUUUUUCUAGGUGGUUCCCAAUUAGGCUGUAGUGUUUCCAUUUUGGCUGUAGUGUUUAUUAGUAACAUUUGGGAUUCAUUUUGUAUGCAUUUUGAUGGAGAGAAACUGGGUGGAUUAUUGACUGAAGCGCGCCAGCUAAACUGAGUUUUAUGAAUAUGAAGAAGGGUAUUAUCGAACAAAAGGACCAUUUGUGAUGUAACUGGGACCUUUUGGAGUGCCAACAGAAGAAGAUCAUCAAAGUCCACCUAAUCCCCACUACGCCCAUGGGUGAGGAGCGGCCCCACCAGGGUCUGGGCCAAGGGAAAAGCAGGAAGAGAGUGAUCCCUGUCCCCCACACAGAGGAUCCUGAACCAGACCCCAUCGCUGAGGCGUAUGGCUACUGCAACACCCCCAACCGCUCUGAACAGUCCUGGGAGGGACACAGCCCUGUGGACUACAAGCUGCUGUCUGUCCAGGUGAUGAUUCGCCAUGGCGACCGUUACCCCCUUUACGCCAUCCCCAAAACCAAGCGGCCUGCCAUCGACUGCACCCUGUCCCCAAAGAGGAAACCCUCCCACCCCCAGCUGAAUUCUUUCAUUGGUCACAUGGCCCAGGGGGGGCGUGGCCGCUGGGAGGGGACUCUCAGCUCGUUGCCCCGCCUCCCUAACCACAGCACCUGUGAGAUGGGUGAGCUCACUCAGACAGGUGUGGUGCAGCACUUACGCAAUGGCCAGCUCCUUCGCCUAGCCUACAAGCGUCACAAACUCCUCCUGCCCAAUUUGUCGACCAAGCAGGUGUGGGUGGAGACUACGGGCAGGAGCCGCACCCUCCAGAGCGGGAUGGCUCUUCUGUAUGGGUUCCUGCCAGACUUUGACUGGAGCCUUCUGACAGUCCACCACCAGUGGAGCACGUUGUUCUGUGGUUCAGCCUGCGACUGUCCUGCUAGGAACCCCUAUCUGGAGGAGGAGCAGAGGAGACAGUACCGCCUCAGAGCGGCAGACACUGAACUGGAGAGAACCUACGCAGACAUGGCCCGUACGCUAGGUCUGCCCCCGCGCCAGCUCAGAGCUGCCAACCCUAUAGACUCUCUGCUGUGCCACCUGUGCCACGGCCUGUCCUUCCCCUGUGUGUCAGCAGGGAGUGCUCUCGGCAGUGGGGGCUGUUUGACUCUGGCCCAGUUCGCUGUGAUCCGGAGGCAGCAGUUAGAGGACGAGGUGGACAGGAGGAGGGUGGGACUGUAUCGCCGCUACGCCGUGCUCGCCACGCACCCCUACCUCAACCGCACCGCCAAUCGGAUGGAGCGCGUCGCCAAGGCCUACGCUCGGGGACGAAAACCCCGCGCUGGAGGAGAGGAGGCGUUCACCCUGUCCUCGGCUCAUGACGUCACUGUCGCACCACUACUAAGCGCCCUGGGCUUGGAGGAUGCACUCUUCCCGAGGUUUGCGGCGAGGGUUGUGUUUGAGUUGUGGAAGAGUCCGCCCGCAACGCAGGGACAAUAUAAGGGGCAAGGCCAGGGCCAGAAUAAGGCUGCUUGGUUGAAAGGGGAGAGGUUAAAGGGUGGUAAUUGGGGAGACAUGUUUGUGAGGGUUCUGUACAACGGAGAGGAUGUGACUUUCCAUACCACCUUCUGUCGCUCACAUGACCGCAACGCCGCACAGCCGUUAUGCCCCCUGGGUAACUUCCUGUCGUUCGUCAAGAAAGACAUGUUCAAUGUCCUCAAUGCCACGUCCUACCACAACGCCUGCUACCGACAGACAGGCUGACUGACAGAUGGAAGGAUAGAGAGAGAGAAGGAGGAGGAGAAGAGAAUGAGUCAGAGAAAGAGGGAGUUAUAAUUUAGCUGAUUUUGGAAUUUUUUAAUAGCACUUUUCCCACUUUGAUGGUAGUGUCCUUUUGACAUUUUCUAAAGUCACAAACAUUCCUAGAAAGCAUAAAUGCUGAUCAUACAUAUCACUGCAAAAACACAUAUUUUCACCAGCAAAUUCCUAUACACAAACACACGUGUUCACAUACUUUAUACAUACUCUUCAUGCCUUCUUGAUCAGAUGUCUUUGUCGAUAAAGUUUGACUUCUAAACUGACAGCCUUGUGGGUGUUGACAAUCACACCAGGAUAAUUAACCUGCAAUUAUACACAUUUCAACAUUGACCUUUCUACAAUUUCUUAGUUUUGGAAAUGUUUGUAAGGAAAAGAGGUGGAAGGACUCAGGCACUUUAUUCACACAUUCCUGCAUUCCAACAGGGAAUGUUGAGAUUCCACUUUUCCCAAAUUCCUGCAUUGAAAGGGGAACGUUAAAACUGGAAACACUAAACUGCCAUUUAUAGUUUGUCUUGAUAUUGUCUGACAUUUUGAUUAAAAUGGUGCUGGAGACCAAUAGAAUUAGGGUCAGUUUUGCUGUACAAUUAAUUUAUUUUAGUUUACUCAACCACAUACUUCAAGCUGAAGUCAAUUUCAAUAUUAAGAAUUAAGUCAAUCCAAGAAUUUACACCCAAUGCACCUUGGUGAAGGCUAGACGGCUAGUUGUGAUGGUACGUAGAUUCCACUGCUGCUGUAAGAUGGCAAUGACAGUUAAUAAAUAUGUCAUCAGUAAUUGUAAUUUCUGUGGACAUUUUUUUGAAUGAUGCUCAUCAGUUUGAAUAAUUAUAUAUUUACUAUAAAACACAUUACACAGUGGGCCACUUAGUAAUAAAACUUGUUUCCUCACAA
Molecule: messenger RNA, 3483 nt
Organism: Oncorhynchus masou masou (cherry salmon)
Lineage: Eukaryota; Metazoa; Chordata; Actinopteri; Salmoniformes; Salmonidae
Product: 2-phosphoxylose phosphatase 1-like
Exons: 5
Coding region: 1063-2541 (492 amino acids)
Biological process (GO): chondroitin sulfate proteoglycan biosynthetic process; dephosphorylation; glycosaminoglycan biosynthetic process
Cellular component (GO): Golgi apparatus
Molecular function (GO): phosphatase activity
Source: RefSeq, a predicted model, not a curated record